Messenger RNA from Phyllopteryx taeniolatus (common seadragon), 4557 nucleotides. Its product is annotated as synapsin-3-like. Gene Ontology annotation, cellular component: synaptic vesicle membrane; synaptic vesicle. NCBI's taxonomy places the organism in Eukaryota, Metazoa, Chordata, Actinopteri, Syngnathiformes, Syngnathidae. Gene Ontology annotation, molecular function: ATP binding. The coding region runs from base 209 to 1825 and encodes 538 amino acids. The record is from RefSeq and is a predicted model, not a curated record. Gene Ontology annotation, biological process: neurotransmitter secretion. The transcript has 14 exons.
GAGCGAGAGAGAGAGCGAGAGAGAAGGUGCGGGCUUGGCCGGGUUGCUUGGUAUUAGGAGGACAGCAAAGGAGAAGCAGCAUCCCAAAAAUAAUAAUAAUAAAAUAAAAUAAAAACAAGAAGAAGACUCAGAGGGGGUCUUAUUCGUCACUGUGAACCGCUCAGCACAUAUCCUCUUUGGCCUGACCGCCGCACCAGCUCCAGUCACCAUGAACUACCUUCGACGGCGCCUGUCCGACAGCAGCUUCGUGGCCAACCUCCCCAACGGCUACAUGAUGGAUCUGCAGAGGCCGACCCCGCCGCCGUCUUCCACCUCCUCCCCGGCCUCCCCGGCCACGGAGCGGCGACAGCCCCCGAGCGUCCCGACCCCGGCUCAGGGCUCGGCCCCGAGCUCCGCCGCCGCCGCGGGCGGCUUCCUCAGCUCCUUCUCCAGUGUGGUGAAGAGCGCCCAGAUGGCGCAGAACGUCGCGGCCGCCGCACAUGCCAAGUCGGCGGCUGCGGCGGCGGCGGCGGCGAAGACUGAGGGAACCCCAACGGGAAGCAGUCAGCCUCCUAAGCCUGUUGUCCGCAAACCCAAGAUCCUGCUGGUUGUUGAUGAUCAACACACGGACUGGGCCAAGUACUUCAGAGGCAAGAAGCUGAAUGGGGAAUAUGAUAUCUGUGUCGAACAGGCAGAGUUCUCAGAGAUCAACCUGGCCUCCUAUGUCACUUCAGGAUGCAUGGUGGACAUGCAGGUCAACAAGGGGGGUACAAAAACGGUCAGGUCCUUCAAACCGGACUUCGUCCUGAUUCGCCAGCAUGCCUACAGCAUGGUGCCGGGAGAUGACUUCAGGAACCUCGUCAUCGGCUUGCAUUUUGGCGGCGUGCCGAGCGUCAACUCCCUCUUCUCCAUCUACAACUUCUGCAGCAAGCCUUGGGUGUUCUCUCAGAUGAUAAAGAUCUACCACUCCCUCGGUGCGGAGAAAUUCCCACUGAAUGAACAAACCUUCUAUGCCAACUACAUGCAGAUGGUUAUGAGCCCUUCCUAUCCUGUGGUGGUGAAGAUGGGCCAUGCUCACUCUGGCAUGGGGAAGAUCAAAGUCGAAAACCAACAGGACUUCCAGGACAUCACCAGCGUGGUGGCGCUGGCCGGGACCUACGCCACCACCGAGCCUUACGUCCAGUCCAAGUACGACAUCCGCAUCCAGAAGAUAGGCAACAACUACAAGGCUUACAUGAGAACCUCCAUUUCGGGAAACUGGAAGGCGAACACGGGCUCGGCCAUGUUGGAGCAGAUCGCCAUGACUGACAGAUACCGACUGUGGGCGGACUCCUGCGCAGAGAUGUUCGGCGGCCUCGACAUAUGCGCGGUGAAGGCCGUCCACGGAAAAGACGGCAGCGACUAUAUCAUUGAGGUGAUGGACAGCUCCAUGCCUCUGAUCGGUGAACAUGUGGAGGAGGACAAGCAACUGAUCACAGAGCUGGUCCUCCAUAAGAUGGCCCAGGUGCUGCUGGGAGUUUCCACGCCGCCGCCGUCUUCAGUCAAGACGACACAGCCCAGACGAGGCGGACACCGUUCCGGCUCCGCUUCUCCGUCCCAGUCGGCCCAAGGUUCGCCGCAGCGAGCCCGCUCGGCCACCACCUCGCCCAGCCAGUCGUUCCAGCCCGGGCCCAUCCCUGACGCUUCCGGACCCGGAGCUCCGAAACAGUCACCUCAACUCAACAAAUCGCAGUCGCUGACCAACACCUUCACGGAGACUUUGCGCAGCAACGUGAGCGACGACGAGGCCAAAGCCGAGUCCAUCCGCAGCCUCCGGCAGUCCUUCGCCAGCCUCUUCUCUGACUGAGAGCCUCCUUCCUCCUUCCUCCUUCCUCCUCUCCCUCCUCCUUCCGCUUCCCGUCGAUCUGUCGAGGAGUCGCGCAGCUGCGUCUUCGGGUCCUCUUCGGUCACUUUGUGGCCAUCCACACCUUCGCGAGUAGAAAGGCCGAACGAGUCUCGCUGCAAGAAUUUUGAUGUCAGUGCAGGCACAGCGAUCAAAACAAACUCCGUUGGAAUCUUUCGUUUUCCCCACCUUUUCUGCGCCUGCUUUGCUCUUCAUAGCGUACGUAGCUUUCCCUUAUUUGACACGAAUCCGUAAUCUGACAGUCACUUUAUUGAGUUUGACAUGUCAAUGCUCUGCAGAACGACUUCGCUAUUUGCACCUCGCUCGGUCGGCCUUUCUAGUGGCGGAGCGUUCCGGUCACAAGUGUCCCGCCCGCUUCUUCUGCUUGAUAUUGAAUCAUCUUCUUUUGUCACACCGGUGAAAGUGUUUACCCGUUCGCGUUUGGUCUUUUGGAAAUAUUGAUUCAUUUCUGUGUCUUCAGCUGUCCAUGGCAAUAUUCCAGCCCACUCAAGAGAAGCGUACACAGUGUUCCCCCGCGAUGCGAUCGGGAAGGAGUCGUGCCGCGCGCACCCUCCAAAAGGUUAAUAAUUGUCUAUAGCUGCCACUAGAGGGAAAUUAAACCGUGUAAGAAGCUCCUCAACUCACCUUAACAUAGUUUGUUGCGGCAAAGCGCUACGCGAAGCUUCUCAACACCCUUUGACAUAGUUCCUCGGUACGAAGAUGCCACAAGAGGGCGGCAAAGCAAUACUUUUCUAUUAGACAGCGCUUUGGCCUUGACACAAAUCGAGUGAAUACAAGACCAUAGGUUCCCGCCCAAAAAUCUUUGAGUGAAGAAUAUGCGGGGGAACACUGUACAUACGGCCCACCAGCAUAUUGGCCAGCUCCUCAUACACACUUUCGGCUCAAGUAGCGACUCAUUGGCCUGAGAUUACCAAAGCGCUUUUAAAGCCAAGAGAAAGAAGUCCGCCGCACGCUGGGAGCGAUUUGACGCAAAGGUGCAAACGCCGUCGUCUUCCGUCCUCCUGCGAUCUGUAGUUUUCGGUCUGGGGGGACUGAUAGCUUACAAUUGCAAGCAAUGACGAUGUACUGUAAUGUUAAGCCACCCCCAAAAAAAGACUCCAAUGUAUUGUUGAAAUUGUUGUAUUUUUAUGUUGUUAUAAUGCAUGAAACUGUACAAAUGUAUGUGUGUGUUUGGGGGGCUGUGCGUGGUAAACAAUAGUACGACAACAAAAUAAAAAAUCAAAAAGCCCUUAUUUGCAAUAACUAUGUGCUCUUUUAAUUGUUCACCAAGAAGCCUGGUACUUGGAGGGGGGCACGGGGGGGGGGGAUGGGUGUCUAACCUGUGACCUAAAAUGUUGAGUCACCUGAGUGUUCAGGCUAAAGGAAAUUGAAAUUGUGAGUGUUUAUUCAUUCUUGCCGGAAUAUAUUUUGUGUUCAUAUUGCUAAACAAAUGUGCAUAUUGCGCUGUAAUGUUAACCGCAGCAGGAAAUCAACAAUGAAUAUGAACCAGUGGCAAAUGAAUACUUGCAUUUGUUUUCAAUUCAUGGAGAUUGUUUUCAUUUCAUUACCCUAUGCACUCCGUCCAAAGGACCAAAUUAGCAUUUUCGAACCCCUUAAAGUAUUUUGGGUUGUCCUUUGUGUAAAGAAAAAAAAGAAAGAAAACGUGUGCAUCUUAAACUGCAAUGUGAAAAAGCCAUAACCAAACUCCGAGGAUGUGCCACGCAAUAACGGCUGUGACGUCACUUGUCAACUGACAAACGCAGUUUUGCGCGACUUGAAAUCCAUCAGGUUGCUUGUUUGCAUGGAACCUCGCAGUUAGUAGUAGCUACUGAUAGCUCGUUUGCCGUGACGUCAGAUCACAUUUGGGUUUCAGUUCCAUGUACGCUUAUAGUUUACUGUUACUAUCGUGCGUCAGCAAAAUGUACAGAUGGAGUCCGCGCAGCAAACCUUUUGGAUUGCAAACCUCUGCUGGUUGAAAUCCAUUGUUGCUCCUUUUCGUAGAUGACAGUUGACGUGAACGACACGAUUCUCGAUGAACAAUCAUGCAAAUGACUCACAGUAAUGACUUGUAAUAGCGUCCGUCGGCAGCCGGCCUGCCAUGGCAACUGACGGAAGCAACCGGCCCCGUUCUGGGAAGUCAUUUUCUUAACGCGAUAAUGAGACACGACGGCCGGAUGAGUGAUUUUGCUGGAGUCGCAAGCUACACUAUUAGAACAUCAGUCCUCUUUGAGGCAAUACUUGCUUUUUUAAUUUUGGAUUCCCACCGUCAUCGCGAUGUGCGUCGAAGCGAAGCUCUGAAUUCAAUAUGCAGCCGCAGAGACUUAACAAAAAAAAAAACCCAAAAUGUAACCUCGACCCCCGGUGCGAGGACAUUUGUCGUCGAGCGAGCGAAAUUGUAGUCGUCGUAGUUGCAGAACGGUCCCUCCGCUGUGUUCCCUUGUGUUCCCUGUGCGGUGGAUGCUGGAUGGGUAUCACGCGGUACUUCAGGUGUAUUCUUCCUCUGUAUAUUGGUGUCAAUGUGGCAUGAAUACCAAUCCUACUCGUGUACUUCGGGUGCGGUCGUCACGCGUGCUUAAUUGCGAGAAGCGCCACGCAUCUCAAGUGUUGCUGUAAUUUCCGAGCAUUGGUUUUUUUUUUCUGUACAUUUUUGUCCCGACAUGCAGACUUGUGUUAUUAAAGUAACAACUUUUACGACA